AUGGCAGCUUACCGAUGGAAGUCGUUCUUUGAAGACGAGGAUCGCCCGGAGAAGCCCCGGAGCUUCGGGGUCACCGAGAUGAGAGGACCCCAUUAUACCCUUUCCUCCCAGAAUCUUCUUCAGGAAGUGUUCGAUUCUAUGGGAGAGUUUGUUGAUGGGUUGAAGUUUUCUGGUGGUUCUCACAGCUUGAUGCCCAAAAGCUACAUUGAGGAAGUAAUUAAAAUGGCACAUAAGCAUAACGUGUAUGUUAGCACUGGUGGCUGGGCCGAGCACCUACUCCGAAAAGGCCCUUCUGCUUUUGAAGACUAUAUUGAGGAAUGUAAGCGAUUGGGGUUCGACACUAUUGAGAUUGAUGCCGGUUUGCUCGGUAUACCAGAAGAUGUUCUGUUGAGAUAUGUGAGGCUGGUUAAGAAUAGGGGUCUUAGAGCUAAGCCUUUAUUUGCUGUCAAAUUCAAUAAAUCAGAUAUACCAGUAAAAAAUGAUGGAGCAUUUGGAUCUUACGUGGUCCCAGUACCCCGGUCUUCGGAGCUUGUUGAGGAUGUUGAUCUUCUGAUUAGAAGAGCUGAGAGAUGCCUUGAAGCUGGAGCAGACAUGAUAAUGAUUGAUGCUGAUGAUGUCUGUAGGCAAGCUGAUUCUAUGAGGCCCGAUAUUAUAGCCAAAGUCGUGGGUCGUUUAGGUCUCGAGAAGACAAUGUUUGAGGCAUCAAAUCCCAAGACUUCCGAGUGGUUCAUCAAACAAUAUGGUCCUAGGGUAAAUCUCUUUGUGGAUCAUUCUCAUGUGAUGGAUUUGGAGUGUCUCCGUGGGCGUAACCUGGGUAAAGAUCAUUCGUCUGUUCUUGGUUCGUCGUAUUUUCUCUUUUAA
Molecule: messenger RNA, 861 nt
Organism: Striga hermonthica
Lineage: Eukaryota; Viridiplantae; Streptophyta; Magnoliopsida; Lamiales; Orobanchaceae
Source: the annotation of a GenBank genome assembly